CACAUUCCUCUAUACAACUGGACGAGUCAACUUUACCUGAUAAUGCAGCAUUAUUAUUGGCAUAUGUUCAUUUUAUUAUGAAUCAAGAAAUCUACGAAGAACUGCUCUUCGCAAGAACAUUGAUAACCGACACUAAAGGUGAAUCAAUAUUUCAUGUUUUGAAGGAUUACUUCAUUGAAAAAGCAAUUCCUUUAUCAAAUAUAAUAUCAGUAGCUACAGAUGGAGCACCUGCCAUGGUUGGACGUUAUCGUGGAUUUAUAAGCUAUUUAAAACAAAAUGUGUCAGGGGUGUUAGCAAUACAUUGCGUCAUCCAUCGCCAACAUUUAGUUGCUAAGAAUUUGAGUGUUAGAUUGCAUGAAACACUUCAUUUAGUCAUUGAUGCAGUAAACCGAAUCCGAAGCAACGCGUUGAAUACGCGGUUAUUUGAGCAGUUGUGUGAAGAAAAUGACGAACACUUUCAUCAAUUACUCCUUCACACUGAAGUACGCUGGCUGUCGAAAGGCUUAUGUUUGACAAGAUUUUUUGCACUUUUUGAGACUAUUUCAGAAUUUCUGGAUACUAAAGAUAAAACUUUAAAAGAAAAUUUAGUGAAGAGGAAAACAGAUUUGUUUACAACCUUUAAUAUGGUUAUAUUUGCAAUUACAAGGCGACAGUUUAAAUUUGAUUAAAACAUCCAUCUUAUCAGCGUUUCUUGCCAGAGUUAAACUAAUUAAGCAAAAUAUUGGACGGGGCGAAUCUUCUCAGUUC
Messenger RNA from Acanthoscelides obtectus, 747 nucleotides. The record is from the annotation of a GenBank genome assembly. Lineage: Eukaryota; Metazoa; Arthropoda; Insecta; Coleoptera; Chrysomelidae.